AUUUUGUGUCUUUGUUUUUCCGCAGGGCUGAAAUCACUCUAGGGAAUAUCAUCAAAAAGAAAGGCUGGAGACGGUCCAGUUAUGUAAUAACGACUAAGAUCUACUGGGGAGGACAGGCAGAGACAGAGAGAGGCCUGUCCAGAAAACACAUCAUAGAAGGUCUCAGAGGUUCCCUGUCUAGACUACAGCUGGAUUACGUGGAUAUUGUCUUUGCCAACCGAAAUGAUGUGAACAGCCCUAUGGAAGAGGUAGUACGUGCGAUGACAUUUGUUAUAAACCAGGGUAUGGCCAUGUACUGGGGCACGUCACGCUGGAGUGCCAUGGAGAUCAUGGAGGCAUACUCUGUAGCGAGGCAGUUUAAUUUAAUUCCACCGGUAUGUGAGCAGGCCGAGUAUCACUAUUUCCAGAGGGAUAAAGUCGAGGUGCAGCUGCCAGAGCUCUACCACAAGAUCGGUGUCGGAGCGAUGACCUGGUCUCCUCUCGCAUGCGGGCUGAUCACUGGAAAAUACAGUGAUGGUGUUCCAGACUGUUCAAGAGCCGGGAUUAAAGGCUAUCAGUGGCUAAAGGAGCGAGUGUACAGUGAAGAAGGGCGCAGACAGCUGGCAAAAAUCAAAGAGCUCCACCUGGUGGCUGACAGGCUGGGCUGCACAGCUGCUCAGCUCGCCAUUGCAUGGUGUUUGCGUAGCGAAGGGGUCAGUUCUGUACUUCUUGGUGUCUCCAAUACAGACCAGCUUCUUGAGAACCUUGGAGCCCUGCGGCUGCUGUCUCAGAUGACGCCUCAGACUGUGAGCGAGAUAGAUGCUCUCCUGGGCAACAAGCCUCACUCCAAGAAAGAGUCACGUGCGUGAGGGAACCAGAGAGAUGACAUGAACAUGUGCGGCCAGAAAAGACAAAGAAAGCAAGGGGGAAAAGAUGGAACACGGCGUACCAUCGCUUUUCUGCUCUCCCGUAUAUUACAACACCUGCAUGCCUUCUGCAACAUGCUUCCAGCCCAUACCGCCCUGCUCUCUGUAACCCUACUCAAGUACCAUAACCUACGAAUUAAACACGGAAACGGCUGUCUGCAACAUCACAGAAAUGCGACGAACAACAGCUGUUAUCAUUUCUUUACUCUGAGAGACUGAAGUUUCAGUCUUCCAUGAGGAAGUACUGUGGAUUGUAGGAGGAGAUUGGAAUGAAGUGGCAAAAAGCUUGUUUAUUAGCAGGCCCAGACGAAAUCUGCAGACUUUCACGCAGUUUCCGCUGUAGACUUCCACUGUUUCCACUGCCGAAUUUCCAUUGCCAAAUUCUGUGAAAUGGAUCAAAUGUGAUAAAACUGGAGCUAAGAGUGGUAUAUUCUUAUUGGCAGCUGAAAGCAUUGUCGAAUUUGCCAAAAUAUUUAUUAAACCAACAUGCACGGGGCAAAUGAUGUGUAGGACUUUGCAAAAUCUGUGCAGAUUCCGCAUGGGCCUGGCUCUGCGGGUGUGUGUUCAAGGAAGUACGAAUACGUGUGCAUGCAGUGCCACUUUGAAUGAAACUCUCCGUUGCUGGUGUUGCACCUGAGUGACUCGGAAAACGGAUGCUGUGUGACGCCAAGCGAAGAUGUUUCUGAGAGCUGCCUGUCCCGUUUGUUGGAGUGUUCACUGCCCGUCACAUUUCAUUCUCGCUGUGCAGGAGACCGUGGCAAACACUCCGGCGUGUGACAGGAACAACCUGCAGCAACUGCAAACAGCUGUUUGGAUGCAUCACAAGUCUUCCUCCAUUUCCCUCCUUUCCAUCUCUCCUUGUGUUUACAAUGGUGCACCUGUCCCUUUAAGAGAAUUUGUGCAGUUAGGGGAGUGGCGUGUGAGUGU
Sinocyclocheilus rhinocerous is the source of this 1832-nucleotide messenger RNA. RefSeq names its product voltage-gated potassium channel subunit beta-3-like. The record is from RefSeq and is a predicted model, not a curated record. The transcript is spliced from 10 exons. The annotation marks the transcript as partial. Lineage: Eukaryota; Metazoa; Chordata; Actinopteri; Cypriniformes; Cyprinidae. Gene Ontology annotation, molecular function: potassium channel regulator activity; transmembrane transporter binding; voltage-gated potassium channel activity. Gene Ontology annotation, cellular component: cytoplasm; membrane; voltage-gated potassium channel complex. Gene Ontology annotation, biological process: regulation of potassium ion transmembrane transport; potassium ion transport.